Molecule: messenger RNA, 601 nt
Organism: Stegodyphus dumicola
Lineage: Eukaryota; Metazoa; Arthropoda; Arachnida; Araneae; Eresidae
Gene: mtTFB1
Product: mitochondrial transcription factor B1
Biological process (GO): transcription initiation at mitochondrial promoter; rRNA methylation
Cellular component (GO): mitochondrial matrix
Molecular function (GO): mitochondrial transcription factor activity; rRNA (adenine-N6,N6-)-dimethyltransferase activity
Source: RefSeq, a predicted model, not a curated record
GCGAUUUUGCCUAUCUCUAGUUGCUUUUAGAACACAAUCUUGCCACUUUUUAAUCUUUCAAAAUGGCAAUACUGGGUUUGUUUAUAAUUAUCCAGAAAUAUUAGCAUGGCGUAAUUUGAGUAUAGCUGUAUUAUAAAGUUUUAAGUUGAAAAUGGUUUUAAAAUCGUGUCUGAGAUUAUCACAAGGCCUGCGUAAAGAAGUAACAUCACAGGUGCUGGGUAAGGAAAUAGCAUCACAAGUACUGGGUAAAGAAGCUACAUCACAAGCAUUCAAUGAAACAGAUGCAUCACCAGCACUGGAUAAGGAAAGUGAAUCAUCUUCCACAAGUGUAGCUAGUAAACUUGAUCGCCUUCCCCCUUUGCCAUCACCCAGAGAUUUAUUAAAGCUAUAUAAAAUUGAAGCUCAACGUAAUUUGUCACAGAACUUUCUUUUGGAUUUUAGGCUUAAUAACAAAAUUGUCACUAAGACAGGUAAUGUGAAAGAUUGUUAUGUGUGUGAAGUAGGACCUGGUCCUGGCAACAUUACUCGAGCAAUUUUGCAGAAUGGAGCUAAACAUGUUAUUGUUGUUGAAAAGGAUAGAAGGUUCUUGCCAUCAUUAGAG